Schistocerca gregaria is the source of this 1625-nucleotide messenger RNA. Its product is annotated as armadillo repeat-containing X-linked protein 4-like. The transcript has 3 exons. Lineage: Eukaryota; Metazoa; Arthropoda; Insecta; Orthoptera; Acrididae. Bases 28 to 1446 code for a protein of 472 amino acids. The record is from RefSeq and is a predicted model, not a curated record.
CCGCAGCACUCAGCAGCCAGCAGCAGCAUGCAGACCGCCACACUCCUGGUCGCCGCCUUGGCCGCAGCUGCCGUCGCCCUCGCCGGCGCCGUGCCAGCUCCGCAGAUGGUCUCCAGCGGCUUCCAGCAGUACCGCGAUGAGCCCAACGACGUGGAGGAAGGAUUGGUGCGCCACCUCGACAACAUCGGUGCUGAUUACUCCGUUAACGAGCUAGAUACACUGAAGGCUAUCUUCCAGCACUCCAAGAAAGAAUCUACCAGUCAUCACAACAGUGAUUCUUCAGGCCUUGAUCACAAAGGAAGUGAAAAUCUGGUUAGAAAUAUUGAUUCAAUAGGAGGAGGGAAUCUGGUGAGAAAUAUUGACCCAAUUGGGGGAGGGAAUCUCCCCAGAAAUAUUGAUUCUAUUGGAGGUGGACAUCUAGUCAGAAAUAUCGAUUCAAUUGGAGGUGGAAACCUUGUUAGAAACAUUGAUUCCAUUGGUGGGGGAAACUUAGUGAGAAACAUUGAUUCACUUGGUGGAGGAAAUCUAGUAAGGAACAUUGAUUCCAUUGGAGGCGGGAAUUUAGUGAGGAACAUUGACUCUAUUGGUGGUGGGAAUCUGGUAAGGACAAUUGAUCGUAUUGGUGGUGGACAUCUCAUUAGAAAUAUUGAUUCAAUUGGAGGUGGAAAUCUCCCAAGAAAUAUUGACUCCAUUGGAGGUGUAAAUCUAGUCAGAAACAUUGAUUCCAUUGGGGGUGGUAAUUUAGUCAGAAACAUCGAUUCCAUUGGUGGUGGAAAUCUGGUUAGAGCCAUUGAUCGUAUUGGAGGUGGACAUCUCCUAAGAAAUAUUGAUUCCAUUGGGGGUGGAAACUUAGUCAGAAACAUUGAUUCCAUUGGGGGUGGGAAUUUAGUUAGAAACAUAGACUCUAUUGGGGGCGGAAAUUUAGUCAGAAACAUUGAUUCCAUUGGCGGUGGAAAUCUGGUUAGAACCAUUGAUCGUAUUGGAGGUGGGCAUCUCCUAAGAAAUAUUGAUUCUAUUGGUGGUGGAAAUCUAGUCAGAAAUAUUGAUUCCAUUGGGGGUGGGAACCUAGUCAGAAACAUUGAUUCCAUUGGAGGUGGGAAUCUAGUUAGAGACAUAGAUUCUAUUGGGGGCGGAAAUUUAGUCAGAAAUAUUGAUUCCAUUGGUGGUGGAAAUCUGGUUAGAACCAUUGAUCGUAUUGGAGGUGGACAUCUCCUAAGAAAUAUUGAUUCUAUUGGUGGUGGAAAUCUAGUCAGAAAUAUUGAUUCCAUUGGGGGUGGGAAUCUAGUUAGAAACAUUGAUCGUCUUGGAGGUGGACAUCUCAUAAGAAAUAUUGAUCCCAUUGGGGGUGGAAAUCUUCCAAGAAACAUUGAUUCCAUUGGAGGUGGAAAUCUAGUCAGAAAUAUUGAUUCGAUUGGUGGAGGAAAUCUUGUCAAACGAUCUGAAUAGCUCUCUAUCGUAUUGCAGACUGUAGUCUUGAGCAAAAACUUUUAACACCUCAUGUUUUGUUUCAAACAUAAUUUAUUAAAUAAUGUAAUAGUUUUGAGUAACAUAAAAUUAUUUGUGAUUUUAUUUAUUUAUGUCUGAAUAUCAAUCAAAGCAAUAAAGUUCACAUGUUCAAGAAAAAA